AUUCAACAUAUACCAAAUCCGUGCAACGCUCCGCCAAUGAAUGUGAGCCCAAUCACCAUCAUCAUGGACGCGCUCUGGACGAACGCGGGAAGCCAGCCCAUUGCCGACAUUGUCAAGGCCAACGUGCAUCGCACCGACGUGGGCGAAGCUGGCACGCGCGACUGGACGGACGCGCUCUUGACGGACCUCGUCGCGCAGUGCGACCUCGUCGAUCACAGUGCAUCGCCAACGGCGAUUCCCAACGAAAGCCAGCUCGGCACGCUCCUCUCGGCGGCUGGCCUUACCAUUCGGUACGUCACCGAGACGGGUGUCUUCAAGGCGUACCUCGGUGCAUUUGAAGCCGUCUUUUUGCGCGUCUUGCGGCUGCCGCACUGGUCCAAGCCGUACUUGGGCCUCAAGAUGGUGGCGCUGCGCGGCUGCACGCGGCUCAUGGAGUGCUUCGAGUCGACGAGCGCGUCGCUGGCGCCAGUGCUUUUAACAUGGACGCACGAGCUAUUGGCGCAGUGCGCGCUCGAUAUGCUCUCGACGCAGCUGCUGUUUCGCCCGACGUGCGAGCUCCUCAACGUUUUGGUGCAGACCCAGCCCUCGACGGCAUCGACCCUCUUGACCGAGGUGUUGCCCGAAAUUCUGCAGCUCCACACAAGUGUCUUUGUGAAUUCGACCGACUACCAAAACGAUAUUGUCGAGUGGAACACAUUGGCCAACGUGGUGCUCGACCAACUCUUUCCCGCGCUUCCGAGUGCGCGUCAGCUCAUGACGGCGACUGCGUCCUCGACGCCGGCGUUUGGCUUUGCGGCGCGCGUGCCCGCCGCGCGCUGGGUGGCGUUUCUCGAGACGCUGCCGUUGACUGCGGACGUAGCUUCCAUCUCGACGAUCCUCCCGGCCCUCUACCGCCUCACGGUCAUCGAGUACGCCGGCGAUAUCGCAAACGAGACGUUCAAUCGCUUCCUCUCGCAUCUCCUCGACUCCAUGCGCGCACUGCCGUGGGAUCACCCGAGCCAGCUCGAGCUGGGCCACGGCCUUGUCGAGAGUGUUCGGGACCUCUUGAUCGCUGGCCACUUGCAGCAGCACGCGCUGGCGCCGGACGCGGCCGUGUUUGCGACGCUCGAGGCACUCGUGUACAAACUGCCCGAGCUCGCAAAAGACCGCCUUUUCAAAGCCGUCAAAGCCAUGCUGCCCGACCUCCGCGACGCGACGACCGAGGCAUUUAUCGCGCUCAUGUAUUGCAUGGGCAGCCGCUUCUGGGACCUCCAAGCGGCGUUUGUGCGGGACGUGGCCAUGAAGCUUGCGGACCCGCUCGUGUUUGGCGACGUGCUCUUUGUGCUGCAGCCGACCUCGGACGCCAACCACGAGCCCUACGAACGGCUCGUGGCGACGACCGUGGCGAUGCUGCAGAAGGGUCUCCAUCAGCUCCAUCGGUACUCCAAGCCGAUGGCACAACGGCUUCUUGGGUCGGUCGGUCACACGGUCGCCGGCGCCGGGCCGUUCAUGGCACCGUAUGUCGCGGACGUGGCCGAGACGCUCGUGGACCUCUAUGGCACGGGCUCGAGUUCGCUGCAAGAUCUCUUUGUGGUCGCGCUGACGCAUUUGUAUGUCGCGUGUCCGUUUACGGACACGGAUCUCGUGCAUGGAUACUGCGAUAUCCUCUCGUCGUCGGUGCUCGACGUCAAGGCCUCGGGCCUCGAGAGUCUGGCGAUUCUCUUGGCCAAGGACGCGUCGUGGGUCCUUGGCGCGCUUCCCGCGACGUUUUGGACGGCGUUCUUGGAGACGUGCACGGACGCGCUCACGUCGUUUCCUGUGUUUGAAGAGGACGUCCCGUUGAUUGUGCUGCAGCUGCAGCUCUGCACGCAACUGCUGCCACACCAGACCAACAUGGACGUCUGGAACACCAAUGUGCUCUUGCCGAUGGUCGCUCACUUUCACGAGAUCGUGCGCGACGAAGGUUUGAUCGAAGUCCAAGAGGCGUCCCAGCGCUUGCUCGACGCGCUCCAGCGUCGGUCGACCGUCUAGUCGUUAACUAGUAGACAACACUUUGUCGAUAGCGA
This is a messenger RNA of Saprolegnia diclina VS20, 2045 nucleotides long. RefSeq lists its product as hypothetical. The transcript is spliced from 11 exons. The coding region runs from base 37 to 2010 and encodes 657 amino acids. NCBI's taxonomy places the organism in Eukaryota, Oomycota, Saprolegniomycetes, Saprolegniales, Saprolegniaceae. The record is from RefSeq and is a predicted model, not a curated record.